Messenger RNA from Durusdinium trenchii, 1900 nucleotides. The record is from the annotation of a GenBank genome assembly. Lineage: Eukaryota; Dinophyceae; Suessiales; Symbiodiniaceae.
GGGAAUUGUAUAAACCAUAAUUGCGCCAGAGCACCAUGACGAUGAAGACCUGCUGGUGUCUCCUCAUCCUUCGAGUGCUAGCGCAACCUGCUUUAAGAAAGCCCUCAACCUUGGAACAAGCUUUGGUCUUUGACGCUGGCAGCAGUGGCACACGGAUCCACAUCUUCAACAUGUAUGUGCAGCAUGGGAAAGCCGUGCCCAGCGUGGACUUGAGUGUCAGGGAUAACCAGACCUGGAAAGUGAAGCCUGGGCUUUCUCACUUCGCACGCAGCGAUGACCUUCAAGGCUGCAGGGACAGCAUCAAUCGGCUGGUAGCUUUCGCAAAGCAGUUUGUCAAGGGUCACCGGCAGAGAGAGACACCGGUGCUUCUGAAGGCCACAGCUGGCCUACGUGCGGUCCCCAGCGAAAAGGCCAAGGCUGUUCUGGAGACGGUCCGCUCCACACUCCUAAGCUCUGGCUUUUGGUUCCACGAGGACUGGGCGGAUAUCAUCAAGGGCAAGGAAGAAGCUGGCCUUGCCUGGAUCGCCGCGAACUAUUUGCACGGCACCUUUGGUGAAGAGUCCUCUAGCUCACCUUCGCUUGGGAUCAUCGAGAUGGGGGGUGGAUCCACCCAGGUGUCCUUCCAGAUCGAGGCACAGGAAGUGCCCAAAGUCGCUGAAAGUGACACCUUCGAAUUUCGCACAGCGCUGGGGAAGACCUACCAUCUCUAUGCGCACAGCUAUUUGGGCUUUGGACAAGACUAUGCACAAGACAAGCUGAUCGAUCUGAGUGAUGGAAACCAAGACCCCUGCUACCCCAAAGGCUACUCUCGGGAACGGCACGGUUCCAAAAUGGAAGGUGUUGGCAGCAGCCAGCAAUGUGAGAGCAAUAUCCAAAGACUGCUUUUUCAGGAGUCAACGGCUCCAGGGCGUUAUGAAUAUGAGCUACCGUUGAGGGGGUCUUUGAUUGCCACGGAGAACUUCUUCUAUGUGAGACAAGAUCUCAAGUUCGACAAGAUGGAGGGAGUCCCGCCCAGUGAGGAGGAAGCAUCACAAGUUUGUGGUAAGGAGCUUGCAUCGAGCUUCGAGAAAGCCUGCUUUGCGCUCUCCUAUCAGUUAGCAUUUCUGGCGGCCGUGAAGGCGACAGAUCUGGGCGAAGUGAAGGUGAUGCGUAAGAUCAAUGGUGGCGACAUCGAUUGGGCCUUAGGUGCAGCCUUAGACUCUUGACUCCAAACAUGUUUGCUGAGCCAUGCACAGCAAGCCAGCAGCUUGUUUCUUUUUCUCCCUGGAGGGCUGCAUAGCGUGUGGGUUCGGGGGCAGUUUCACCAAACUUUGAGUGCCAAGUAGUGCUAAGCAGUCAGUUCCAGAGAGUCCAAACUGAAAGAUUUUUGAGGUGCAUUUGCUGCAAACAAGAUCUACUGGUCCAGGAAGUGCCAGUUGGAUCAGGAUCACUGCUUGGACACCCAUGCCGUUGUGGCUGACCUUGCUGGCUUCCAUCGGCUUGUUCUUUGGGUUCACCAUGUACCUGGUGCGAAGGCAAAAGUGUCCACCCAAGGCCAUGGCAAUGAAGAUGGACCCAACGCUCUUUGGAGCAAAGAAUGGGCUGGAAUAGUGCGACUGAGACAGCUGAACCAAAUCUCAGCUUUCCACGAAGGUACUUUGUCCGGAGAUGAUCGUCCUUAGAUGCUACAGAUUUAGAUAAGAUUCUUUUUGGAUGUUGGAAUCCACCAUGUUCAACGCUAUAAGCAAGCUCACUACUGCUAUACACACCACAAAAUGCAACCUAAGUCGCGGGAGCGCUGCGGAACUCCCCGAGAUCGAGAUCGGCCGAGCGUUGAGCCGGGCCUUUCAGGGCCAAUGAGCCCGCAAGACCGUUUGACAUGAUGCUGGGCGCAGACCAGGUGGAAAUGAUCAGUUCUAUA